Messenger RNA from Mycena indigotica, 1605 nucleotides. RefSeq names its product XPGI domain-containing protein. The record is from RefSeq and is a predicted model, not a curated record. Gene Ontology annotation, molecular function: 5'-flap endonuclease activity. Bases 1 to 1605 code for a protein of 534 amino acids. NCBI's taxonomy places the organism in Eukaryota, Fungi, Basidiomycota, Agaricomycetes, Agaricales, Mycenaceae. The transcript is spliced from 7 exons.
AUGGCCCCCAAGCGUUGUUGUAUCACUGGUGCUUUACACUAUGUGCAUACGAGGCUCUGCCGAGCUCUUCGCUGGGUCUACGUCGGAGAACUUUGUCUGCUCUGUCAGCUUCGCCAAGCGUCGAUCGUGACCUCCCCCUUGCUUGUGCCGUUACCUACCAUGGGCAUUCCGAAGAUAUGGAUGGAGCUCAAACAAGUGGAAGAAAAUAUAUCAAUAAUCUCGCACACCCUGAGCGCUGGAUUUCUGGCCAAUCCUAGUGGGACACGGACCAUGUUAAUCGGAAUCGAUGCAAGUGCAUGGAUGCAUUGUGCGGCCGCAAAUGAGAAGUCGGGCCAUGGCAAUGCAAGACAGGAGCUUUGGGCCCGUGUAGAAAGGUUUCUGACUGCGGCAGUAACGCUCGUCUUUGUUUUCGAUGGCCCAGGGCGCCCAGGGCUCAAAAACGGUCGCCGAAUCUGUAAAAAUGGCCAUCGUCUUACUGGAGACUUCAAAAAGAUUAUCGAAGCCUUUGGUUGUGCUUGGUUCACGGCUGCAGGAGAGGCGGAGGCAACUCUCGCAAACAUGUCUUCCGUUGGCAUUCCUGUACCAAUCGAUAUAGUGCAGUCAGAUGACUCUGACUGCUUUGCUUUUGGUGCCUCUGCGGUCCUACGUAUCCGUUCAGAAGACAAGAAGAACUUUCAAGCCUCCCGCUACUCUGCUGCUGACAUUAGUCAAACCUUGGGGUUAUCCCGAGUUGACUUUGUUCUAAUAGCGUUGCUCGUUGGGGGUGAUUAUUAUGAUGGCCUAGGGAAUUGCGGAAUUGCUACUGCUCUUGGACUUGUUCGAGCAGGCUUUGGAGCUACGCUGAGUAAAGCUAUCGAAGGCAAAUCAAACAAUGCGGCUCGCCAUGCACUUCUUGCGUGGCGCGAGGAACUCAAGCAAGAGUUGCAGACAAAUGCAUCUGGCAUGCUGCCUACCCGUAAACCGGCCCUCGCCCAGUCGCUUCCUUCUUCGUUUCCGAAACUCGACAUCAUUCGGCUAUAUCUUCACCCAAUAGUCUCGGAGGACAUUCCUGGUCUUGUCAUUCAGCGCCGUAUGCCCAAUCUCAAUGCUCUAGCCAUACUAGCCGAACGACUGUUCAAUUGGGGCCAUAUAGCCGGCAUUGUGAAGCGUAUUUCUUCCCGGAUUCUCCCGAGCCUCGUGGUAACAACUCUCAUCACAUCAACACUCGCAAAUGACCAUGGUCAAGCAUCCCCACGGCCACCAAUUCUCAAACGGAUUGAGCGCGAGCGCAUACAUCCUAGCACAGGAAAUAUCCGAGAGUUCCGAAUCUCAGUGGCUCUUGACCCUGCUAUCCUCAAUGACGCCUUGAUAGGCCUGACAAGCGAGCAUGAGCCUAUCGGAUCUUGGUCGGAAACGGAGGUUACAAAGAUGAGGGUUUGGAUACCUGCCUCCAUGGUGGAGGCUGUGGACAGAUCGUGGGUUUUGGAUUUCCGUUGUGGUCCUGCCGUAGGUACAAAAACCAGCCAGAAAAUCCAAGGUGGAUCAACUCGAUACACGGCUAUCUCGACUACGUUCCGUGGCCAUGAGCAGAUUUUAAUUAUGAGUGACUCAGAUGGAGAGUUGUAG